Messenger RNA from Tinamus guttatus (white-throated tinamou), 395 nucleotides. The record is from RefSeq and is a predicted model, not a curated record. Lineage: Eukaryota; Metazoa; Chordata; Aves; Tinamiformes; Tinamidae.
AUGUUCAAUCGCUUCCCCCCUCCCUUUCUUUCCCUCUGCGUGUGUGUGUGUGCACGUUCAGUCAAUCCCAAUUACAACGGAGGGGAGCCCAAGAGGUCUCGCACUGCCUACACCAGGCAGCAGGUCCUGGAGCUGGAGAAGGAGUUUCACUUUAAUCGCUACCUGACCAGGAGGCGACGCAUCGAGAUCGCGCACACGCUCUGCCUCUCCGAGCGCCAGGUCAAGAUCUGGUUCCAGAACAGGCGCAUGAAAUGGAAGAAAGACCAUAAACUGCCUAACACCAAGAUGCGCUCCUCGAACCAGUCCACACUGAGCCAGCAAUCCAAAGGACAGACACAGGGCCACCCCCAUCCUCUCGAUGGGGCUACACCCAAUGCAGCCGCGCUAUAAAUAUU